Messenger RNA from Notolabrus celidotus (New Zealand spotty), 6185 nucleotides. RefSeq names its product zinc finger protein 687a (gene znf687a). The transcript has 11 exons. Lineage: Eukaryota; Metazoa; Chordata; Actinopteri; Labriformes; Labridae. The record is from RefSeq and is a predicted model, not a curated record. Bases 147 to 4088 code for a protein of 1313 amino acids.
CUCUAGUUCCUGAUCAUUUGACACCUGACUCUCUGGGAGGCUCGUUGGAAGUCUGCGUCGCAUUUUGAUGACGGGGAAACUGUGCGACCGAAAAACAAGUCAGGAACCAACUUCACGGACAAGCAGAUUUUAGCCCCGUGCUGGCAAUGGGGGACAUGAAGACCCCAGACUUUGAUGAUUUGCUGGCAGCUUUCGACAUCCCUGACAUUGAUGCCAAAGAGGCCAUCCAGUCAAGUCCUGAGGAAGAACAGGAUGAAGAAGGCACUGAUGGGGAUGAGGGAAAGAGUGGGUCUCCUUCAUGCUUUUCCUCCUCUCCAGCCUCACACAGUGACCCCCCUGUGGUCAGUGUUAUUGUGAAGAACAAGGUGCAGUCUGAGCUUUAUGAAGAAGGGAAUGAGUCUGUACAGAAUAAAGCAGAUAACUCCUCAAGCAGUGGUUUAAACCCUCAGGUGAAGGUCAAGUUUAGUGACCACACAUCCCGGCUUGGUCCCAAAUUGCCUGCUGAUGCUUGCCCUUUACUGCCUCAGAUUGCCAAUGGAGUUGAGGAUUCUGUCCCCAAGGAACAGGGACUGUCCAACAUAGAGCCAUGUUCUUCACCAUUACCAUCCACACAGAACACCAAUGAGGGUCAAGGUGAUAAAGGAGCUGAGGUUGGAUCAGGGCAGGACACAGCUGAUGUUGUAAACAAUUUGAAGCCUCUUCUACACAUUCAGCCUCCUGCAAGGGCCAAUCCCAACUCUUCCACUCCCCCCUGCCAACACUCCAUCAGCCCUCACUCUCCUCCCUCCCCUGAGGAGGAUAAUAAUUGUCACUUCAGCAAUGCAUCUUCCCCCUCUUCACCAAAAAACAGAGCUCUUAAGACUGUUAUGCACUCAGAUGAAGAGGACUCCGAGCCAGACUUAGGAAGUCCGCUUGUGAUCCAGGAGAGCCCAGAAUCUGAAAUGUCUUCCCCUCCAAGUUUCAAACACAGAGCAAGAGAACGGUCCAAGCUGCUAGAGUCUCGUGUGUCCACUCCCAGUCUAGUGUCUCAUCCUCACCCUCCUUCUCUUACACCUUCAAAUCCCAGACCCCAACGGGAGGAAAAGAAACUCCCCACCUCGCCUAGACCUCUCUCUUCAGCUUCUCGGCCAAAAAGCCCCCAGGACGACAGCACAGACUCUAGAUCAGUGCAAGAGGAGAAAUAUCCAGAGCAUGUUAUUGAUGAGAGGGACUCACCAGAGAGCCCACCCCCCAGCGAGACAGGUCUUGUAGUCCACAAGAAAAGCAGCAGCCCUGAUGAUGCUCAGAAAUCAAGUACGGCAGCAAACCACAACGAUGUUCAUCAUCAAGAGGAGUUCAUGGAAAUUGAGCCUCAAGAAAGUUCAGGAGAUGCUAAGGAAGUGAGUGAAGAAAAGACAGAAGAUGGAGAACAUUUAACCGAGGGGAGUUGUGGUGCUGAUAGUAAGGAUUAUGUAACUACUGAUGCUAUGGAGACUGUUUCAACUCCCCCGCGUCCACUCAAAGUUAAAAUCAAAAUGUCUACAGGCAGCAUCACAAGGACGGUGACUGGUGUUGCACCAAAAAAAGGUGGAAGAGCCACUGGCAAGGGUGGGGGUGCUUCAAAGCCUUCAUCGGAGCGUCACAACACAAGAUCCAAGAAGGAGUUGGCACAGAAAUCUCAGCUGCUUCUAGAUAACAAAGACAAAACUUCAGCGGACGCCUCACAAAAAGUUUCUCCUACAGCAGUUAGCAUCACUAAAACUGUAGCCCUGCCUUCUGUCUCUGUCACCUUUCCCAAAGUCAGCCCAGGAGGGAUCAACGCACGCAGCCUGGGCCCAAGAGGGGUGUACAGUGGGAUGGCUCUUCCUGCUUCGGCACCUUUGCUCUCCCCUCAAGGCGGCAGCAGACCCGCCUCCAUAGUCAACAGCACAGGGGCGACUAUAUCAAAGAGUCAGACCAAUCUGGUGGAGGCUUUCAACAAGAUCCUCAACAACAAGAACCUGCUGCCCUGCUACAAACCAGAUCUGAGCUCCCCUCUUCCUGCAGAGUGGGGCCUCCCUCUUCCUGCACAGGGCUACCGCUGUUUGGAGUGUGGCGAUGCCUUCGCCCUGGAGCAGAGUUUAGUGCGUCACUACGCCCGCCGCUCGCUGAGGAUUGAGGUGACCUGUAAUCACUGCGCCAAGCGUUUGGCCUUCUUCAACAAAUGCAGCCUGCUUUUACAUGCCAGAGAGCACAAGGAGAAAGGCCUGAUCAUGCAGUGUUCACACCUGGUCAUGAAACCCGUACCUGUGGAGCAGAUGAUUAGCCAGCAGGAACCUGCGGUGAUCGGAGCGUCAGUAUCCUCUUUAGUUACCACCACCUCAAACCCAACACUCUCUCCAAAUAAAGCAACGCCCAACAAGAGAGCAGAGGCAGCGCAGUACAUCAGCAAUAAGUGCCCUGAAUGUCAGGCUCAGUUCAGCACCAAAGAAGAGGUUGCCGAGCAUUUUCAAGAAAUCAAACCAGCACAAACCACACCAUGCACAGAGUGUUCUCCUCCCAUGCUGCUACCCAACAGCUGCAGUGCUGCAGCUCAUCAACGCAUCCACCAAAGCAGCUCUCCUCAUGUCUGCCCUGAGUGUGGGGGCACAACCAAGCAGCCUCAGUUUCAAACACAUCUAGAUGAGACCUGUUUGCACUUUGCACGCCGCAUUGGCUACAGAUGUUCCAGUUGCCUGGUGGUGUUCGGAGGCCUUAACUCCGUGAAGUCUCACAUCCAACAGGCUCACUGUGAUAUGUUCCACAAGUGCCCGAGCUGUCCCAUGGCUUUCAAAUCUGCUCCCAGCACACAGAGCCACAUCAGCACACAGCACCCCACAGUCACAGAGGCACAGACAAUGUUGAUUUUUAAAUGUGUCAUGUGUGACACGGUGUUUUCAAACAAGCCCCUGCUGUACGUCCACUUUGACACUCAUUUAACCAAUCAGAAGGUGCAUGUGUUUAAAUGCCCUGAGUGCACCAAACUGUUUUCCCAGAGGAAUUCUCUACUGGAUCAUUUCAAGACCCAUAAGACUCUGGUGUUAAAACAGGAGCUGCCUUCACCUCUAGCUGCUCCCUCUCGUUCUCAACCUUCCUUGAAGUCAGAUAGCUCAGACGGGAAGGAAUGGAUGGAUGAAGAUAAAGAAGACAAGGUUAAGACAAAAAGGAUGAAGGCCCCCUCUGGAUGGAAAUGUGCACCUUGUCACUUAAUGUACACAGAGCGGGAGAAGUACAUCGCCCACAUGGCUGAACAACAUGGCAGGACUCUGAAGAAUUUCCCAUGCAACAAGUGUGACAGUUCGUUCACCACCACCUCCAGUAUGAGACGCCACAUCAGAGACAAACACAAAGUCACCAAUCGAGGCUUUCGCUGCAAGUUUUGUGGUGAGGGCAAGAAAACAUUCAACAGCAGAGCAUUGUUGGAGAGACACGUCCAGCUGAGACACAGCAUGGAAGCAGAGAGCAUUAACAUGCUGAUGGCAGGUGGAGAUGGGGCAGACAGUUCGUCCGAACAUGACAGCAGUUUGGUGCCUCGCCGGAGACGCAGAGGGGCUCUGAAGAAGGAGCAAGAUGAGGAGUCGGCAGAUGGGGCGAGUCCAGUCAAGAAGCUACAGUCCUCCUCCUCUUACUCCGUUCCUGAGUCUGGGUUCCGCUGUGCGCCUUGUGGCUUCACCACAGAGCACCAGGCUUCCUUCUUGGAGCACAUCAGCCAACACCAGCGAGGAGGGGCGGAGGGCAGCGGUCUGCAGUGCCAACAGUGCGGCACCUGCUUCACAUCCACCUCCUCAUUAGCACGCCAUCGCUUCAUCACACACAAAAUUAGAAAUGCGUUCUCUGAAAAGCAGAAGCCGUCUGUCAGCGCACACCCAGCUUCUUCUCCUGGUAUCAAGAGGAACCAAGAUGACAAGAGUUCUCUGGAUGAUUCAGCACCAGCAUCGCCGUCGUCUGUAACUCCAGGGAUGGAAGAAGAAGGCUCGCUGACGUGUAAAGUGUGUGGCAAACGAUUUGAAAGGACAUCAGAUCUGAGUACACACUUCAGAACUCAUGGUAUGGCUUUUAUCAGCGCAAGAAAUGCAGGGAAAUCUACCUAAGACGCAAGACGUGGGGCAAGGCAGAGCUGGUUGGUGAUUAAAAGAAAAAUUGCAAGUGCCUUAUAUGUCAUCGACCCCUCAUCAAAGUGUUAGUUUUUAUACCUAUGCACAAAUUCAACCAAAGAUCAGUCAGCGGGGGUUCAUUAGUGUCCAGAGUGUGGAGUUAUUUUGACUGAUCAUCAGUAUAAGAUUAACCUUCUGUUUGAUACACUCAGGACAUAAAGCAGCACUUCUGUGCUCACACUGUUGAGAUUAGAGCUGGUAGUUGGUCAGAGAGAGAAUCUGAUCAUUGUUUUAAACAUACUCACAUUAGAACAAUGUGCCUGUAGAGAGCUGUGAAUGAUGGAACCAAACCCUACUGUGAUAACAGGCUGUUUUCAUGAAUGUUGAUAGACCAUGGAAUGUGUGUUUUACUGAUUUCAAUUAUGUCAUCCCACAGUGGAGAUUUUGAAUGUGCAGGAUUGUUCAUACUGUAGGGGAAUAAUGGCCGUAAAGAGAAUGUUAGCUGAGUUACUAUUAAGUGUGUGAACUUUAAAUUUCCUGUCAGCCAUUUUCAAAACAAUGCGACUACACGAGAGAUCUAUUCAGCAUUCACAACUUCAAACUCUCAAAGACCUUUAGUUUAAUAAAACCCCAACAUGACUUUUGAUGGUGAUUAAGCCUUCACUUGCUGAUGAAAGCCCUCGUCUUUGUUGUCUCCUUUGGCGUUAAGAAACAAUUUGCUGAGUCAGCAUUCCUGUGUGAUGUCACAAUAAAGUUUUGACCAUGCAGUGAUUGGUCUGCUAAAGAUGUGUUGGGAGGAAGUGCACUGUACUGAGUAAACGGUUGCUGUGGUAGAACACACGAUUUCAAAAGCAAGUGCGUAUUUAAAGGAAGGAGUAGAAAUUUGUUGUUCAGCUGGAGAUCAGCAGUUAGACAUUUUCAGGGGUGCAAACAAAACGAACAUCUUUGAGAUUAUUUUAAAUGCAGCAAUUAACUUGUUUCCGAUUAAGCCUUUACAAGACUGAUACUUUAGCGGGGCUCGAAAUUCACCAAAAACUAGUGAGCUGUCGAAUCCUGAUUUUUGUGUUUUCCUUCUAGUGCUUGAGGAAUCUGACACAAGAAGGACAUAGUUCAAUAAAAGACUGCUUAGACUACUGGAACUCAUCACAACUUGUUUUUUUCUUCGUUGUUAUAUGUGUGAACAAAACAAGGACUGUGGAUUAUAUUUCCCCUCAUUUCACUGGACUCUUUUUUUCCUUUUUUCUUUUUAGGGUUCACCUUUCUGUCAAUGUGGGCAAGAGGGAUAAUUACUCUUUCUAACAGACGUACACCCCUGGUGGUAAAUCUAUUGGCAACUCUGAUAAGCGAGUUCAAGGCUCUGUGUGCUAACAUUGCAUAUUCCUCAAUAAAUACUUUUGUGAAAGAGUGAAAUGUAACCUAAAAACUUGUGGAAAUGAAAAGGUGUUUUCAGGUUGUAGUGAAUGUUGUAAAACCGAGAUGAACCCUUGAUUCCCUUUGAAGUGCAAUGUACUGUAUUUACAUCAGAUUUACUCCUCUGUGUGCACGAAACGGAGUUAGAAGUAUGUGCUUUGUGUUUUGAUUGGUAAAUAAGGUUUUAUGGGAUUACUGUUAACAGAACAGUGGUAUAUAUGUGAACCUUAUAUUUCUUAAUUCAUCCUGAAUCUUGCAAAACGAGAGAGAUAGAGAGAGAGAGAGGAUGCAUCCUUCCUUACUAAUCGGAUGUUCCUGUGUGGCUGUUAGAGUGAUUGGAGAGAUCAGGCUGACUACUUAGCGUCCACAGCCUCACAGAAAGAUGUCAAAUUGGAAAGUCAGACUAGUUUAAGUUGUUGUUUUUUUGGUAUAAAGAGAUACAUGUUUUUAAGUGCUGUGUUUUUAUUCUUCAUUUACAUAAAACUUUUCAUGCUUUGCAAACGGCUGGUAUAAUGAUGUACUGAAUCUUGAGCAACAGGGUCUCUAAAAAGAGCUAAUAUCUGUACACUCAGCAACUAUCCCUAUGAUGUGCUGCAGCCAUCAGUGGCCUGUUAAUGCUUGUGUUUACUACUCAGGAGAUUAUCCAGUGCUAACCUAUAUGUUAGUAAAAAAAUGUGAAAUAAA